Messenger RNA from Prionailurus viverrinus (fishing cat), 14404 nucleotides. RefSeq names its product zinc finger protein 704 (gene ZNF704). Gene Ontology annotation, molecular function: DNA-binding transcription factor activity; RNA polymerase II cis-regulatory region sequence-specific DNA binding. Gene Ontology annotation, cellular component: nucleus. The record is from RefSeq and is a predicted model, not a curated record. Lineage: Eukaryota; Metazoa; Chordata; Mammalia; Carnivora; Felidae. Gene Ontology annotation, biological process: regulation of transcription by RNA polymerase II. The transcript has 9 exons. The coding region runs from base 227 to 1993 and encodes 588 amino acids.
CCGCCGGCGUCCCCGCGGGCCGGUCCAGCGAAGGCGGCGCCCGCGCCUCUGCAGCCAGUGGCAGCUGCAAGCCCGGGGAGGCGGCUCCCGCAGCGCCCCGCAGCCCCGCGCCCCGGGCGCCUGCGACCACAGCGGCCGCCCGGGGAGGAAGAGGAGGGGAAGGAGGAGGAGGAGGAGGUGACAAACUCUCCGGCUCCGAGCCGCGGCUGGCAGCCCGCGGUCAGGCAUGCAGGCGCGGCGUCUAGCCAAGCGCUCCAGCCUGGGCAGCCGCCGGGGGGGCGCCACGCUGCAGGCGCCCGGACCCGCGCCCGCCAAGGAAGGCACCUUGCCCGGGCUCCCGCCCCUCGGCCCGGGCCCGGCCCCGGCCCCGGCCCCAGAGAGCUGGAGGCCGCCGCUGCCGCCGCCGCGCAGCGCCGGGACCGGCCCCCCUCGGGCCGCCGGGGCCGCCGCCGCCUCGUCGCCCGUGCUGCUGCUUCUGGGGGAGGAAGACGAGGACGAGGAAGGCGGGAGCAGGCGGCGGAGGGGGCUCGGGCGGGUGGAGGAGAAGCCCCGAGGGGGCGCGGAGGAGGAGGAUGACGAGGAGGAAGACGAGGACGAGGAGGUGGUCGUCGAGGUGGUGGACGGCGACGAAGACGAGGAGGACAGCGAGGAGCGCUUCCUGCCCCUCGGCCCCGGCCGCGCGGUCCUCAAGGGCCCGGCCCGGGGCGCAUUGAAGGUGGGAAGCAUCAAGCGGGAAAUGACCUUCACAUUUCAACCAGAGGACUUAAAACGUGACUCUAAUAAAAAAAUGUCUCAUCAACACUUGUUUCCAUUGGCCAUGGAGGAAGAUGUGAAAACGGCAGACACCAAAAAAGCCAACCGAGUCCUUGACCAUGAAAAAGAAAACACGCGCUCCAUCUGUCUCCUUGAGCAAAAACGAAAAGUUGUUUCUUCCAAUAUUGAUGUUCCUCCAGCAAGGAAAUCUUCAGAGGAACUGGACAUGGACAAGGUGACAGCAGCAAUGGUACUAACCAGCUUGUCCACCAGCCCUUUGGUUCGAAGCCCUCCUGUGCGGCCAAACGAGGGCCUCAGCGGAUCCUGGAAGGAGGGAGGAGGCGUGCCUUCCAGCAGCAGCAGCAGCGGCUACUGGAGCUGGAGCGCCCCCAGCGACCAGUCCAACCCGUCCACGCCGUCGCCGCCGCUGUCGGCCGACAGCUUCAAGCCCUUCCGCAGCCCCGCGCCGCAGCCGCAACCGCAGCCCGACGACGGCAUCGACGAGGCGGAGGCCAGCAACCUGCUCUUCGACGAGCCCAUUCCCAGGAAAAGAAAGAAUUCUAUGAAGGUGAUGUUCAAAUGCCUCUGGAAAAACUGUGGGAAAGUGCUGAGCACCGCGGCAGGUAUCCAGAAACACAUAAGGACCAUUCAUCUUGGACGUGUUGGGGACUCCGACUACAGUGAUGGAGAAGAGGACUUCUACUACACUGAGAUCAAGCUCAACACAGACUCUGUGGCAGAUGGACUGAGCAGCCUGGCCCCGGUGUCACCUUCUCAGUCCCUGGCUUCACCGCCUACUUUCCCCAUCCCAGAUUCAAGCCGAACAGAAGCUCCUUGUGCCAAAACUGAGACGAAAUUGAUGACGCCCUUGAGCCGCUCAGCUCCCACCACCCUCUACCUCGUGCACACCGACCAUGCUUACCAGGCCACACCCCCUGUGACCAUUCCAGGGUCGGCCAAGUUCACCCCCAACGGCAGCAGCUUCAGCAUUUCUUGGCAGUCUCCUCCAGUUACCUUCACAGGCAUUCCAGUGUCACCAACGCAUAAUCGUCCAGUGGGCACGGGAGAGCAGAGACAGCACACACACACCGUCUUGUCCUCGCCACCCAGAGGGACGGUCAGCCUGAGAAAGCCCAGGGGAGAAGGCAAGAAGUGCCGGAAGGUAUACGGCAUGGAGAACCGAGACAUGUGGUGCACGGCCUGCCGCUGGAAGAAAGCCUGCCAGAGGUUCACUGACUGAGGAGAGAGGCUCACCAAGCGGGCGGCCCAGGGCCCUCGCCUUCCACUGCGGGUUUGGGAAAGCACUUUUGCUUCUGAACAAAAUACACUUGAAGCCCAGGAAAAGCACUUCCAGGAAACUUGGUGGAAUUACAGCAAAAAAAUAAGGUCACCACCCUCCACUGCUCCUGCUGAGAAUCCAGCCUGGAGCGGCUGUAACUAUUUUUUUUUUCCUUGAAAAGAAAAGUCAGCUUUUUUUUGCUGUAUGCCUAGGUCUGCAAACUGUGGACUUCCGUAGCAAUGGAACCAACAAAGCCCCUUUUACCUAGAAAGGAGGCAUAUUUUGAUAAGCUUUCUGAAUAAUGCCAUUUCUGAGAUUUUUUGACAUAGUAAAAAAAAAAAAAAAAGCGACGCGUUAUUCAGUAGCAUUUGUACAGAGAACAACACUUGCUUUCAUCGUGAAUACUAUUUUCCCUGUUUUCCAUUUGACUUCCUGGAGCAGUGCACAUCAUGAUGUGUUGCCGGAAAGUGCAGCACUCUGGGUAUCUCUUCUAUGUCUUGUUUGUUUGUUGUGUUUGCAAGAAUGGCCCCAGACGGAACCGUGGCUUGGAGGGUCCCAGAUGGCAUAAACCUGAAAGGAGAUCACCAGCAGACCUCAGACCCUGAAGCUGAGUUCAGGACAUCCCGCUGUAAUGUUGGGAACAUCUAGGAGUCUUCCUCAGAUUUCUAAGAAGCCCUUCCUCCGAGAGGUGGCUCGGCUCAUUCUCUACCUGUCACAGCUCAAUCAACGACUGGCACAGGUAGCCACCUGGGUAAGCCUCGAUGCUUCUUUCAGGGAUGCAACGCGAGCCGCAGCACAGAUCCGUUUGUCACUGCUUGUGUGACAGUGCUGUUGCCAGGUUAGUGGGUUGUCGGGCCGUCCCUCAAAACCCCACCACUGGCUGGUUUCAGAACAGGUAGAGAAUUCCGACUAUCCCAGCAGGUUUGCUGUAGACAGCGGAGUACAGCCUAACACAUCCCCUUCUGUUCAGAAAGACAUGUGAAGUCAGCAAACCGACAUCCAUUCUGAGUGCACUUUCACAGGUUUUAUGCUUUAGCAUGUCUGGGAGAUGGGUUGAUGGACAAUACAGACGUGAUCUGAGUACAUGGAAGGUCCAAAACUUUGUUUUUCUUAUUCAAAUACUGGCACUGUUCACUUAGAAUUUGCUCAGAGGGGAACGUACAGAACACCAAAAGGAAAAUGCAUGUGGGUAUAGGAAUCUCUCAAUUUAGUAGGACCAGGGCUUGCACUGUGUUGCAUUUAGCAGGUUUCCUAGCCUAGUAUGUUUGUUUGUUUUGGUGGUAGUGGUGUGGGGGAGGGAGUAGUUGUCACGUUCUAUAUGUACGCUCAUUGUCUGUCUGUCCUACUCUCGAUUGCCCUGCUAAAGAGUUACUUCUCCUAUACCUAUGCAAAGGAUUAAGAGCACCUUAUAGGAUGCACUGUGUCAGGAUGGGGAGCCAACGAUCAGCCAUAGGAAUGUUCAGUGAAAUUGCACAGAGGAGAGGUUAAUAUAUGUUUAGAAAUUGUACAUACACGUUUGUUUUAGAGUUGAAAGAAGUCAGUUAGGAAUAGCAGAAAUCCUUUUCCUUUUAGAAGCAAGGGAAAUAGAAGGAGGUUUCACAGUGUAAUAGCCACAACCUAUACAUUCAUAGAUUUUGGCAAUUUUAUUUUGUAAGCGUUCAUGUGACUUUUUAAAUAUUAUUCCUCAAAAGAGAUCCUGUUUUCUCCUUCAUUUAUUUUUCUCUUAAAAACAUGUAUUUCAAGAGAGCAGGAAAAGAGCUUCCUUUACCUUCAUGGGUAAUUGAAAAUCAUGUUUAAUUUCAUGAUUUCCAAUCAAUAGUAGCCACAGCACCAGCUAUAAUGUGUGUUUUAGUAUUUAUGAGGUCAGCCAGGAAAGGGCAUAUUUUUUUAAGGGCAGAAGUGUAUUCAUAUCCUCAACCCCAGCAUGUCUUUUCUCCUCCCUGGAGUCCUCUUGCUUCCCUGCAGGCACCCUCUGCUGUGCCAUGAUGCUCCCUCUGGCCUGGUCCGGGAGGCUUGAGCUGUGGGUGGAUUGCCCUGUGGCCACAAUGAGUCCAGAGCCGGUGAACCACUUGAGCAGGUUCUCCGUGUACUGAAAUGAUGGCUGGGAUGCAAUCCUAGAGCAGAGGUUUUUCUCUUCGGCAAAUCUCCCUGGCUCUUGAUCCUUGGAUUAAUUAAGUCCCUCAUCAAAAACAAUUACAGUGAUGAGGGGCUAAAUCCAUCCUCCCCACCUCCCAGAACUUUGGGACACAGGGAAGGAGAGGUCUUUGUCCUGGAGGGAGGUCUUGUGGCUGCACCCUAGAGAUGCAGCACAUGAUUCGUUCUGAGCUCUGGCCUGGAGGAGCCACGCUCAGUCCUUACCUGGGUUUUUGCCAAUGCACAGGUAUAAGCAGAAGCGUACAGCUGAAUGCAUCUUCCCUGGGAUUUCUUGUCCUUUCUAAAGGCUUCUCUACACAUACUCUUCUGCAUCCCCAGUCACACGGGGACUCCUUUCUGCCUGCUGGCCCCGGUCUCUGGGUACUUUCUUCUCUGGCACAGGUGUGCACAGACCGUCAGUCCCUUCCUGCACACACAGACAUCCAUUUUUGGUACCAAGGCAUGUAAUAACUGGAGAACCAUCAAAAUUACCUGGCUGGCCUUGGGAAAAAAUUGACUAACUUCUUUGCAAGCCACCCAGAGAGCUACGAAUUGCAAUAUACAGCACUGAUUGUAAAAGCCAAAAUUACAGGAAAAAAAAAGACAUACAGCCAUUUUGUUAUAUUUUGGGACUAAAUUAAGUGCCAAAUUAAGCCCGACAUUCGUUUUAUGCCAUCCCUGUGGUACCACGUUCUUUUAUGUCUUCAUUUGGCAGGGGGAGGCAGGGGGUGGGUGCAAAGGGCAGUCCCAUAGCAUGCUGGCUGGUUAACCAGAGCUCCGUCCAUCCCACGGAUCUCAGAGACUUGUCUGUUCAAAAGGAAUGGCCAUACUAUGGAUUCUGGACCCAAAGUAUUUCUAAAUAAGGCGUGCUCUAGCCUUUUGACCUUUCUCUCCCUUGAUACUUCUUCCUUCAGAAAAUAGUUCUCAUCUCUAAGAAGGCAUUUCAUAAUAACAGACAGGCAUUCUUCAGGUAGCUGCAAAGCAAAGAGAGUUCAUCCAGCAGUAGUUUUAAGCCUUAGUCCUUCCCAGAGGACGUGCACCCAAUUUAUGGGCAGCAGUGUGACAAGCUGGAGAAGACACCCAGGUAGCAAGUGGGUGGAUUGGAGGCCAGAGAGGAGACACAAGAGGUCCAUGGACAUCUGGCUCCCACUCACCUUGUUAAUGCUGAUCGGCCAGUGGUGACUGUCCCUGGACACCUCGGAGGGAGCUGUCAUGUCGUCCCUCCAGGAGCAGCUGCCACUCCCGUGCACGUCUCUAGUGGGCACGGACCUCCCUCCACCUUACUUGCCGGAAAGUUUCCUCUCCUGGUUGGUAAAAGCCAGGGUCAGGAAGAAGGCAGUGGGUUUCUGAACGGGUGCGGGCUCCGCGGUGAAGUGCCUGUCAGCAGCUCCGUGCACCGGGGUGCCCUUUAUUAGGUGAUUCCCUGUCCAGUCACAACUGUGUUGCAGAUGAACACUUUCAGUAGAGAACGAUGGGUGUUGCAGUUCCUGGGCUUUCCAAAAUCUUCUUAAAGAAACAGUCACACGAAUGGUGCAAAAGAUUUCUGAGACCGAAAUGCCUCGAUCCCAUUUCAAGAUUGUCUGCGUUUAAGUCAGCUGCCUGCAGUGUCACACCAAGCCACGCUUUUGAAAGCCGCCCUGGGUUCCGUAGUAGCCAGCACGGCUGACCUGAGUCCUCCUUCAUCCGGCUUCACUGGAAAACAAAAGAGCAGCAUUCACUUGCGAAUGUUUAGAGGCAGGUGGCAAGAACUGUACAUAUAGGAGAGGAUACCUUGAGAAUAGUAGCAAAAUACUGUAAAUAAUAUUCAUUUCCUCAGGGAAAAUUAAAGGGUAUGUGAAAGAUAGAUCUGGAAGAUCCUAAGACUAGAAAGACUUUUAUUAUCUCUAGAGUCUUUCCCAGUCAGAACAGUUUGGGUGGUAUUUUUGUUUUUAACGAACAUGGUAAUUAUUUCAAGACAAAUUUACAUGAAGUGGACGAUGUCAACUUUUUGAGGAGCAGUGCUCUAUGGAAACGAGUGGUUUCUUUGUAGCUGACCUGCAGUCUAAGGCUGACAUUUGAACCACAGGCACAGUCCCUGGUGGGUAUUCACAGACUGGUGUAAGGCUUUUUCUGAAUGUAAUUGUGAGUCAGAAGCCUCGGUGUUCCUUUUCAUAAUCACCCGGUUGAUGACUGUACACAGAAUUCUGUAGGCGAAGGUGUUAAAGACGUGCACUUUGCAUUAAUAGCAUGUUAAGGAGCAAACUUCCAUGGACUUUUGCGGACAAGGUGCUGCUUUUUCUCAUGACCCUGUAGAAUUUCUAUUGACCACAUCAACUGUAGCAUUGACCUGUAUGAAGACAGGGAAGGAUUUGUGCAUACAAAUGAAUGGAAACAGAGCCGAAUUCAUGAAUAUGGAUGAGGCUGUGGAUCAUUUUGGAGAAGACGCUGGGUACAUGGGUCAACUGGAAAUUUCAUUUCUCUAAGAAAAUAACCCUACCAGCGGCACAUACGCUCUCCCUGUUCCUCAUACCUGUGGGGAUUCCUCUCUACUGGAACUGUUCCGUUGUGUCUUUUUGCAUUGUAACUUGUCAAAGCAGAAGUUGGUAAAUAAAAUGAGAUUAGCACUUUUAGGUACCAAUUGUAUCACUAUGUAAUGCACACCAAUAGAGCAAGGAAGUAUAAACUGCAUUUAAGACCGACCGGUUUGCUUAUUGUGAGUGACUCUGAAAAAGCCCAUACCCAAUGAUAUACAUGCUUUAAAAGGUGUACCUAUCAUAGGACCAGAAAUCAAAGUGGGAAUUUUACUUCUGGUCCUGUUUUGUAAAUAGUUGCUUUUUUGUUUUUUUUUUUUUUUUUGAAGACAAUCUCAUGUUUUAUAACUUCUCAUGUGGGUCUGAGAAUCACAAUGGUAAUGUGUUAUAUCAAAAUGUAAUCUUAAAUACAAUAGCAAUUAUAACUUAAUUUUCCAAAUAAGACAAGAAAUAUACUGCUUUAGGCUUCUACAAUUCGGAGAGACAUGACACUUUUAUAAUAAGCAUUGGUACUUCUCAAGUAAACAGAACUGGAAAUAUUUUACAAGAUGCAGUGUUUUGUAAUCACAAAGAACAUGAACAUUUUGUGGGAAAUGACCUUGGUUUUAUACAUUGUAGCUUAUUUUUUAAAAUACAGUACUUACCAGACAGGAAGUCUUAAUAUUAUAAGCAAUUCCUGCUCUCCAAACAAAGGGCUAUGCCUCUUUUAAGCAAGUGUUUUUGAUGCAUAUCUUUUCAAUUAACCCUCUGCAGCAAGGGUAGAAAUGCAGAUCAGAUGGAAAGAUUAUUACAAGAGAAUCAAGAUAGCAACAGCUACUCCUUUUAUCAUUGCCAGUGUGUUUUCAAAGGAUUAUGGGAAAAGACACUUUAAGAAUCAACCAUAUGUAUCUUAAAUGGGAAAAUAUUAAUAGAUAUGCUUGUAAGCAAUGGGAGAAACAUUCUUUAAAUUCUUUAGUGUAAAGUGAGAUUCUGUCACAAAGACCAGCUUACCACAAACCUGCAUUUAACUAGCAACUAUCAUUUGCUGGUAAUUCCUGAAAUCAUGGUAUUGUAAGCCCAAAGAUAGAAUUUUUAGGUGAUCAGUGGUGUUUGAGAUAAUUUUUUCCUAAGCACUAACUAAAUAACUUUAAUUUUCUUAUCAAAGCAAGUGCUUGAUUUUUUACAAGAGGAGCAGACAUGCCAGGUUGCGAUCAGAAAGUCACUGUAUUCCCAAGGGAGAGAGCCAUGGAGAGUCUAUUAACUGCACAAAUAGUUUUGAGCUUUGCCAAAACCAUUUCAUAAUGCUGUACAGUUUCUUCUAGCCCACUCACUGUUAAAAAAUAAAUAAAUAAAGCAUCUUCUCUUUCUAAGAUGUCAGUAACUCAAAAGCUAAUUAGCAGUAUGCAGAUAACCUCAAAAGACAAGCUGGCAUAGAAUGACCGUAUAUCCAUUGGGCAACUCCUGUGGAGUGGUCAGAGGGUCACUCAGACCUUGCUUUCAAAUAGCUUUUAGAAUGUGCACCCAUGAGGACUAGAAAUGCACGAAGAUAUGGAAAACCACGCACAGCCUCGGCUCCUGGUCUCUGAGAUGAGGCAGUCUGCAAAUCUCUAUCUUUAUCGUCCCUUGAAUAUCUCCAUUGUUAGCAUUAAAUCCCCAAGAAGUGUUCACUGCUGUAUGGUUUUGAAGCAAAUGAGUCUUGCUUCAUUUUUCAAUAGAGGCUUCCUAAUGGUUUAUAGCAGAAGCCUUAGAAAAGCCAGGCAGUAUCUGUAAAUGAACAAUUCAGAUCAGGCAAAACAGGGACACCACAGAAUGGUAGAGAUCAUUGUGAGCCAGACCGCCCAUGCACCCACUGCAUGGGGCACCCAGCUCCAGACAAUCAGAACCAUGCAGAAAUCAGGCCCAGGGCUGCUAGAUCUUCUGACUCGGAAAUACGGUGUUACGUGACAUUUAAGUGUUGACAGCUAACUCAAAUUCUUGGCCAACACUGUACAGACCAAAGAGAACCCACACGGGGCAGACGGCAGCCUUCGGCCACCGGUUUCAUCUCGCAUUCCGUGGGAGAUGUUGGGGAAGGCACAUCUCACAUUCCACAGCCAUCGGGUCAACUUCCUCCCUCAGCCCCACAAACUCACUCGUGGGCACAAUCUGGGCAACUAAAAUCAAAGAAAUCAUUCUCGUGGAAGACUUGAAUAUAAAAAUACAGUAUCCUUAAACUAGCCUUGCCUCUGAUCAAAAUAUGCUGAAGUACUAUCCAACUCCCCCCACCCCCACCCAGGCCAGGCCCCAAAGCAUUGAUUGAAUAACUGUCAUCCCAACUUCAGUUUUCACUACCGUGACCACUGUGAUGAGGGGCUGGCAAAGAGCAGCCUUAUGCCUUCAAGAAGGCAGCCAGGAGCCCUUGCAGCUGAAGACAGCCCACUUUGCCUCCUCGUGCCAAAGCCCUGUGCCAGCCCCUCCACACACCCUCCCGCUCCAUCCUGCCUCGUGAGUCUUCAUUCCAGGGUGAAAUUUCCCUUGUUUCAUCUCCCAUAUAGCAACAUCCUGGCUUCAGACCUGGUAGGUACUUUAGAAUGUCCACUAACCCCAAAAUGGAGUUUUUCCACAUAGAGAACCCUAGCAUCUUUGUCCAAGGGCAAAGACGAAAUGGGAAUAAAUGUGUCAUGGAAAAAAUUAGAAGCUGCUGCUUUUGCUUGGGAGGACUAAGUGACUUCUGGCUGUGUCUUACACCAGAGUCCUGAUGGUGUUGGCAUCGUCGCUAACCCUUUCACACAUAUAAUAAAGUAGGGGUCUUUCAGAGACACUAUUUCAUUUGACCUUCCUAAGCAUCCAGGGCACAACAGGGAUACUUAGGAUCACCUCCAAGGCCAACCCACAAUAGUCUUAAAUCUGUGAGUCAGCCUUAUCACUGCCCAAAAGGAGGAGGGGAAGCACUUGGAAAGCACUGGCUCAGACCUUAGUCUUCCAGACACUAACCCUGAAAAGACCCAGGGACCCACUACGUUCCCAUCCUUUCAGCCCCUCUUUCCGCAUGGAAACAAAGAGCAGACUCAUUCACACAGUCACAUGCAAACUCAAUCCUGCCGACUGUAUCCCUUUAGGGUGCUGCCGUGCCCCCACUCCCUAAGUUCCCACCAUCUAAGUGGUUAAUUACAGGAGUUUCUUAGCUAAUGUGAUGUUCUGAGUAAACAUUUUGACUCCUUGGGAAAAGAAAAUUAUUUUGCUAACAUGCCACGCUUGUUAUCCAUCUAAAGGCAAAUUGAUGCCAGAAAAUUUUAAAGCAGCUCAAAAUUACAACUUUUCAUGAUCCAAUCAACAGGUACUGUCAACUCAAAGUUGGAAACACCUGGUAAUAUGGUUAAGUCACGUUUAAAUACGAAUGCAAUUUAAACAACACCAUCAACGCCUGAGAUUUCUGUCACCAUGAGGGACUAAAAGGCUGUCCAGCGAUGAACAGGCUGCUUCAGGCCUUCGCCCUGUCGUUGGCCAGGCUUCACAUCAUGAGGUUAGGGUACUCACGGGAAGUUUAGUCAUGGAGCUAGAAGGGGCCUAAACCAUUAUGGCCUGCCACCUACUUCAGUAACAGGCUUUUUGAUAAAUGAGACUUGUAUUAUUUGUCUGGAAAUACAGUGCUGGGGGAGGACUCUCCUCCUCUGCAGGAAAAGAAGUCCGUUUUGCAAUGGUUAACGCCAAUGCCAGGUCAGUGUCGGGGCUGAGUGAACAAGGAGAAAGCUGAGGCUCCCAAAGAAAAUAACUACAGAUUUUGAAAGAAGGUAGAGACUGUGAAUUCGAUGCUCAAAUUAAGGUCCUCGUUUAAAAAAAAAAAAAAAAAGUUAUUUCAUAGUGGGCGCCAUUCACAUAAUUUUUAACUGCCAGCUUCCAAAGAAAGAAUCCCCUUUAUUUAUGUUAUGAAAAUGUUAAGAAUUCAAUGCUUGAGUCUGAUUAACUAUUACAUUUACUUACUAGGGGCAGUUCCCUAAAUUUUUAAUUCAGAAGAUUCACCACCGUAGAAAGUAGCAACUCCUGACAAAGGCAAAAGAGCAGUCAUUAAAGAACAAAAUUUUCUUUAAAAAAAACCAUAUAUAAUAAUAAUAAAAGUUGCUCAUCUAUUUUCUUCUGAAUUCUCUCUACAUCUCUGACUAAAGAGGAAAGCCAGGACUCUCGAGAAGAAAUUGAACUUAAAGAGAACAGUUCCUGUUCUGGUGAUUAGUUUUGCUUCCCCAUUCUUGGCAACCUCCUGUGUCCACUGGUGUGACCUUAUUGAGGCCACACUGUUAUUAUGUAUGUUCGCCUCCAGAAGUUCCAGAUUAAGCACGUUUGCUUCUGUGCUGAUUUCUCACUCUUCAGUUAAGGUCCAGGGGGACAAACAUCACUACGACUCGUAUGGGAGGCUCCGUGAGGCGACCCUCUUCUUUCGGAGAAAAAUUUCCAUCUGUCUAAACAGUUUUGGGUGAUCAUUCAGAGGGCAGGUCAGUCAGCACCCAACCUGCAGCACUCAUCACAAAAGACUCGAACAGACUUGCCAAGAAAGAAUGACAAGGCAGAUACCUAAUCAUUUCACCUGGACUCAAAGCCUCCACGCAAGUCACCUGCCCACUGGGCCCGUCCACGGGGUGUGCCGGCUGCAUGAUCAGAACCAACAUGGAAGGACAGAGGAAGAGAGCUUCACAUUUAGUUUCUCUGGGCCCUGGCCUCCGCCCACAAUUAUACAGCAUGAGAAUGGACUUGUCCUCUGUUAUGUGAAAGUGGCCCCUUCAAGGUAUAAUUGUUUUAACUUGGUGUUUACGCAAGGAGAAAACUACUCCAGUUCUCAUUGUUAAGCACUUGCCCCUCACCCUGGCGGAGCCCUCUUCCUAUGCUUUGGGCACACGUGGCCAAGACAAAGGGGGAAAUGGUAGAGCUUUUGGGGCCAGCAGUGCCAGAGCUGGGAUUACCCCUCAGGGAUCUACAAGUGUAGUGGAAUUAUAAACUGCCCCCCUCCAAAAAUAGCAUGUAUCUCUUUGCAGAUUACAAACCCUUGCUUUGCUUUUUUCGCCUUUUUAUCCUAUACUCUGCUAAUUGGAAAUCAAUGACUGUGACUUGACCAAGCCCUGUGAUGAUAGCAAAGCCCCUUCUUCCAAAGUAUCCCGACUGUUUGGGGAACCUCUGUGAUCACUGGUAGAAAGCUUUAGAAUAGAUUUAGAUUUUUAGGAAAGAGCUCAAUACCCCCAAAUGUUCCACGACUUCAAUAACUGAAAAUGCUCUGGGUGUAAAAUAACCCAGGAAUGUGGAUUAUUUAUGUUUUAAAAAAAUGUCAUUAAUCAAUAUUUUCCUACAACGCGACCUAGAACUCCUAUUUUUGUAAUUAACGGUUGGACGAUGGUCAACCAUUUAAGCAUAUGCUCUCUGGAAUAACCAGAUACUAGUGUAGUUUCCAAAGUGUUUCGUGUCUCAAAAUCUAUAUACUUAGAGGAAGAACUCAGGAUAAGAAAAAAAUCGCUAGGUCCCAAAGGGUUCAUGACUAUCAUCAAAUGCAACUGCCAAGUGGCCUGCGGUCAUCUUUUUCAAAUGAGGGGCCUGGGGAGUAAGAGAACAACAGUUAUCACAAACCCUCCGUUGCCCUUAGUCCACGAUAAGGUUUUUAAAAAACUCUGCUUUUAAAAAUUAAGCCAUCUUUCAAAUUGUUUUCUAUACCAAAUCUAAAAUAUUAAAAUGAAAUUAUAAAAUAUUUCAAAUGGGGUAUUUACUGGAAAUGCUGUCAGUAGAAAGCAUUGCUUUUUAGCGCCUGCUAAACUGGUAAAGAUGGACGGAAGAGAAAGAAGCAGUCCCUUCUGUGUGAUGCCAGGGGUAAAAUGACAGGCGUUAACUAGUAACUGGGCACUAAUUCAAAGCAAUGUGGCGAUGCUAUCCAAUUUUUACAGAUCUUUUGAAAUACAAUCUUACCACCAUUUGGGGGUAAGUACUUGCUUACAAAAAUCUUUAAUAUUAGUGAAUGAAUGUAUGAAGCUACAAACUAUGCAUUUUCCAAGACUAACGUGUAUUUUAUAUCAAAUCCAAGUAAAUUGUUUUCAUAGACUUAUCACAACCACAAAUUAUGAAAAUAAACUUGAAUGCAUAACAUUGUGGGAAUGUGGGACUCCCAUCUAUAUUCUUCCAGCUGAUAUUUUUAAAGACAGUGCAUUGAAACUUCAGGCUCUAAACAAAUACAGCCAGUAAGGUAAAUAAAUGGGAAAUGGUUUAUAUGUUACUGCGUAAGCAGAAAUGAGAAAUGCUGGCUGUUACAAAUGUGCCCGGUUUUUUAAAGGUGGAUAUUCUAGUAACACUGGAUUAGCAGGCAAACAAAACUGCAUAAGGUUAAUGAGCAUCGCAUUGGAUAAACAUAGCAUAGGUUGUGUCCGUUGUGUUUACUUCUCAAUCUAAUAACAAAAACUAUUCUCCAAAGGGUUUGGGUUAUACAGUUUCAAAGAACAAAAUAUAAAAAUGCUGUCCAGCAAAGCAAAUCAUUGAGCUUUUUUCAAAAUCACAUGGAGAUAAUUACUUUACAUGUCUGGAACGUCCGUUUAGAAUAUACACACGUUUCUUCAGCACUCUUGUUGAUUUUGUAUUUCUGUGAAACCUUUUCCCCUAAUAAUUUAUCCUUGCUCCUCAAUCAGUAACUUCCUACGUUACUCAGCAUGAAAACAUAUUCUUUCCUUCUUCUGACAAGGUUGAAAUAAAGAACUCCAGUUCUCUUGCCAUUCUGGCUCUCUUCUAUGUCCGUUGAGAAAGUUUCUCAACUGUUCGUAGAAAUACGGAAAAUAUGGAAAAACGCACUUCUAAGCCUGGUACUUACGGUUAUACUGGAUAUGUUUGCUACCUAUUUAGAAGUUAUUGGGGAUGGGGACGUGUCUUUUUAUAUGAUUUUUAGCCAAAUUCAGAUGUUCUGAUACUCCACUUCUGAAUACCUAUCUGACUGUAAAUACAGCCUGUGGAGGUUCAGGUUAAUAAACCUUUCAUGUGACUGUUCCUCAGCCAUGCUCCUUGCCAGCUGUUGGCACACUGUACAUAAAUUUGUUGAAUGUUUCAAUGAUGUUGUUUUUCUAAAUGCUGUUCUCUAAAACAACUUUUUGAAUGUUUUUUGCUUUCCAUUGUUCAGGACUUUGUGUGUUGAUUUAAAAAAAAAAAAAAAGUUUCCUAAAUAUUUAACACCAGGAAAAAGAUUUUAAAUAAACUGGUGCUAAUUGAAAUAGAAGAAACAUUUCAGAUUUGAAGACUUACAAUAUAAGAUGUUCACACCAGUUAAACUAUCUAAACUGCACUUUCCCGCGGGGACAGCUGUCAUCUACCUGCAAUGGGCAUCAGGAGGACCACUGAAUGUUUACAGUCUCUGUGGCCCAUUUAAGUGUAAAAUACAAAAAUGGCACUGUCCCCCCAGAGUUGAGGAUUUGCCGCAUUGGUCCUAUGGAAGCAUUGAAGUAGAAGUAAAGGCUUAUAGUAAGAAUCAAUUUAGUAAUAGUCUUCUGGUCUUUGGACUUUCAUGUUCUGUGAUGCUUAGCUGUAACAAUGAAUAUGGUGUUGCCAAUGUAGUCUGACAUCAUCGUUGACCUGUACUUACUGCGUGUAUGGUUCUACCUUGGGUUGCACUGGCACAUGCCACGCCAGAACACUGGACUUUCAGUAAGACCAUUCUGACUUCUACAAUGUCCACACACAUGAAUUUAAAUGCACUUGUAACUGGUUAAUUACCAUGGAGUCUAACUUCCACUUAAUAAAAGUUUUUGUGUACCUGCUUCUA